Molecule: messenger RNA, 315 nt
Organism: Entamoeba invadens IP1
Lineage: Eukaryota; Evosea; Mastigamoebida; Endamoebidae
Product: thioredoxin-1, putative
Exons: 1
Coding region: 1-315 (104 amino acids)
Molecular function (GO): protein-disulfide reductase activity
Source: RefSeq, a predicted model, not a curated record
AUGAAUAUGACAACACCUUUUCUCAACACCAACACCGAACUUGAUAUGAUUAAAACUAGAAAGACUGUUUUGGUUUAUUUUACAGCCACUUGGUGCCGACCUUGCACUUUAAUAUGUUCUUUAUUUGAAAAACUGAGUUCUCAGAAUAAACAAAAAGAAUUUGUGAAAGUAGAUGCAGACGAAGGAUAUGAAAUUUGCAAAAGAUAUGGAGUAAGAGCAGUACCAACAUUUAUAUUAUUUCGUGAGAAAAAAGAAGUUUGCCGAUUGUUUGGGAACGAUCAAAAGGUAUUAACAGAAAUGGCAAGUAGUAUGUGA